This is a messenger RNA of Closterium sp. Yama58-4, 3006 nucleotides long. The record is from the annotation of a GenBank genome assembly. Lineage: Eukaryota; Viridiplantae; Streptophyta; Zygnematophyceae; Desmidiales; Closteriaceae.
AUGAUCCGAGCAAUUGAUAAGGCCGCCAUUCACCACAUAUGCUCGGGACAGGUGGUGUUGGACGUGGCGGGGGCGGUGAAGGAGCUGGUGGAGAACAGCCUGGACGCGGGGGCGACGAGCGUGGAGGUGCGCCUUAAGGACUUUGGCGCGGAGCUCAUCGAGGUGGCGGACAACGGCUGUGGCGUCGCACCUCCCAACUGGCAGGCACUGACCCUCAAGUACCACACGUCCAAGAUCGCUCAUUUUGCCGACCUCCAGUCGCUGUCCUCCUUCGGCUUCAGAGGGGAGGCCCUUUCCUCCCUCUGCGCCCUCGCCCACGUCACCAUCACCACCCGCACCACCAACGAGCCAAUAGCAACGCGCCUGGCGUUCGACCAUGCGGGAAAGCUCCUAGACGCCCCUCGGGAACAGGUCGCCCGGGCAGUUGGAACGACGGUCAGCGUGGCGAAGAUUUUCUCGCCGCUGCCCGUGCGGCGGCGGGAGUUUGAGCGGAACGUGCGGCGCGAGUUUGCGAAGCUGGUGAGCGUCUUGCAGGCGUACUGCGUGGUGUCCACAGGCGCGCGCAUCCUCUGCACCAAUCAGAGUGGGCGCAGCAGCGCGCGCACCACUGUGGUGCAGACAGCUGGCACGGGGUCGAUGCGGGAGAACAUCAUUGCUGUGUUUGGCGCCAAGGCCGCUGCGGGCCUGGACCCAGUCGACAUCACCUUCCCUCUCUCCGCUGCUGCCGCCGCCACUGCUGCUCCUCCUGCUACUGCUGCUGCUACUCCUCCUGCUGCUAAUGGCACAGCUGCCACUGCCCCUGCGCCGCUACCAGCCUCCUGCUGCAGAGUAACCGGGUUCCUGUCAAGGCCAGGAGCGGGCAGUGGGAGGUCAUCGGGCGAUCGGCAGUUCUUCUUCCUCAACGGCCGCCCGGUGGAUCUGCCGCGCCUCUCCAAGCUGCUCAACGAGCUCUACCGCUCCUUCAACUCCCUGCAGUUCCCCGCCGCUUUCUUAAACGUUUCGCUUAGCGCGGACGCGUACGACGUAAACGUGACCCCCGAUAAGCGCAAGGUGUUUCUGCACUCCGAGGCCGCGCUGCUGUCGGGGCUGAGAGCGGCUUUGUCGGAUUUUUACUCUCCGGAUAGGUAUGUCUACCGAGCCGCGCCGGCUGGUUCGGUGGGGAAGGAGAUUGAGGAACGGUACGAGGGGAGGGAAGAAGAAAAGGAGAAGCCAUCGGAGGACGAGGAGAAGGCCGCAUGGCAGCAGCAGGAGGAGCAGCACGUGGGGGUGUGGGCACUCUGCAGUGGAGCGCAGGGGAUGGGCAGGCAGAGGGCGGGGAGAGGAAGGGUGGGGGGAGGUGCGGAUGGGAGACAGGCGGGGCUUGAUGCUUGGCUGGGGAAGGGGGUUGGGGGCGGACAAAAGGGAAGGGGAAGCGGGGGAGGCAAGAUUGGCGGAGUGGAUGGGGGGGGACGUGUGAGGGGGAGAGCUGGGGAUGGUUGGUUGGAAGAGGGUGGGAAGGAGUUGGAGGGGAAAGUAGUGGCGAUAGAGGAGGAUGAGAGGGAGGAGAAUGGGAAGGAGGAUGAGAGGGAGGAUGACGAGACAGAGGAGGAUGGGGAUUGUGAUGAGGUAAGGGAAGUGGAGCAGGAAGAUGGGGAGGCAGGGGAAAUUCAAGUGCAAAGGAGUGCAAGGGAAUGGAAAGGAGCAGAAAGGAAUGAUGAAGAGAGCAAUUGUGGUGUCCUAUGUGCGGUUGAUGGUGGCUUGCAGGAGGCAACCCGGGAUGAGUGGGCAGGGAAAAAUGUUUUGGAUCUGCCCCUGAUGACUCAAGAGAUGACCCAAGCUGACCUGCCCGAACUGGUGGGCUCACAGCUGCUGCCCGGCACCCAGUUGGCCGGGCAGCAGGAGGGUUUUGCAGCGGCGGUUGCAGAGGGGGCAGGGAAGGGGAGAUGUUGUGGCGGGCACACAGGGGAGUUGGAAGGGGGCGAGGAAGAAGAGGGAAUUGGAGGGGCUAGGGUAGAGGGAGUGGAGACAAAAGAGGGGGCUGCAUUGGGUCCGACGCUAGUGGCAUGGUCAGGCGCAGGAUGGGAGGUGAGGCGCGGAGAGGGCAGCGUGCAGGUGCAGUUUGACAUGCGGCGCGUGCAGCAGAGGAGCUUUGCAGCAGCAUCGGUGGCUGAUGGUGUGAGUAAUGCUGCCCACAGCAGUGGUGGAAUGAAGAUUCCGCAUGGCGAGGGGGAGGGCAAGGAGGCGGCGCUGGAGGCGGCAGCGAGGGAGCUGGAGCGGCGGUUUGACAAGCGCGACUUUUCUAGCAUGGCUGUGAUUGGCCAGUUCAACCUUGGGUUCAUCAUUGGACGGCUGGGAUCUGAUCUCUUCAUUGUGGACCAGCAUGCGUCGGACGAGAAGUUUAACUUUGAGCGCCUCAUGCAAUCCACAGUGCUCAACAGGCAGCCGCUGCUCAUACCUCAACGGCUGGAUCUGUCGCCAGCCGAGGAAGUGAUUGUAUCGGCACACAUGCCAACGUUCAGAUCCAACGGCUUUCAUUUCUCCGUGGAUGAGAGUGCUCCAUCCGGCCGUCGGUUCCGCCUCUCUGCCGUCCCUUUCUCUAAGAACAUUGUCUUUGGUGCUUUUGAUGUGUGUGAGCUCAUCUCAAUGCUGGCGGAUGCGCCUCUUCCCGAAACGGAAUCUGCUGCUCACUCUGCCACUGUCACUGACACUCUCCGUUUCCAUGCAACUGCUGCUGCAAAAGAUGCAACGAGCGGCAUAACGAGUUCUGGAAACCACCAAGAAGCUUCUCUGCGUGCAAGCUCAACAAGUUCACUGCGCAGCGAGAGGUCCGGAGGUGCACCAGCAAGUUGUAGCGGUGCGGCCAUCACGGGUGCAGUCCAUGCUGGCUUCAAGAGCGUGCAGGAGCUCUGUGAUGAUCGGCACGGCACUCAGCCAGGUGCAGAUGAGCAAGAUCCUCUGCCAGCUCUCAACGUUGCAAUCGCCUUGGAAUUGUCCCCAUGGUCGACCAACCAUGCGCCACCUAUUUGA